AUGCCAGUCCCUAACGAUCCACCGUCCAUAUUCCCUUUCCAGCUCCUGGAGAUCAACAUCAUCUCUGCUCAGGACCUCGCCCCCGUCACUAGGGCCAUGCGCGCCUACGCCAUCGGAUGGGUCCAUCCCAAUCGCAAGCUCUCCGGUCGUGUGGACCCCGACGGCCUAACCAACCCCACCUGGAACGACAAGUUCGUCUUCCGCGUCGACGACUCCUUCCUCCGAUCCGACACGUCUGCCGUCACCAUCGAGAUCUACGCCGUCCGUUGCUUCCGUGACGUCCUCGUUGGCACUGUCCGCAUCCUAGUCAGCAACCUCUUCCCCUCCUCGCCGGUCCCUCCAACCCCCUUCCCAUCCGCCGCCCCAAUUUCUCCUCCGACCCGCCCCCUCUCUUUCCCAACCCGGUUCGUCGCGCUGCAGGUCCGUCGCCCAUCCGGUCGCCCGCAGGGCAUACUCAACAUCGGCGUCGCUCUCCUCGACGGUUCGAUGCGCAGCAUGCCUAUCUACAUGCGACUCACGACCUCCGCCCUCGACUAUCGUGAUCUGAUGGGUGAGCCUCACAACGACCCCCACCACAAUCACGUGCAAUCCCAGACUCAGCUGCGACGUACCAAGAGCGAGUACUUCUCUCAAACGGCCGAAGACCACCCCUCUAAACAAAAAUCCGCUCCCACGACUCUGAAAGGGUUGGAUCUCGUGGUGAAAACGCCCGAGUUGCUCUGGUCCCAGUCGGAGCUGGUCCCAAGGCCUUCAGACGCGGCACGAACGAACGACGACGAUGAUUUCUUGCCGACGGAGGUCGGGAGCUCUGUGCUGGAGGACUGGAGCGAGGAUAGCAGCAUCGAGGGCCUGAAGUCGAAGCUGGAGAGGUGGCGGGCGGAGCUGCCUCCGAUCUACGAUCAUGGGUAUGGGAGCUUCAAAUCGCUGACGACCACCGCGGUAACGGAUGCGGUAGGCCAUAAGCGGAGUAACACGGACGGUGGAGGGGGCUUGUUCUCUUGCUUUAGGGAUUCGUUCGGCCGCGAAAGCUCCAUUUUCUCCGGCAAGCCCAAGGCCGCGAGAGCAACGAAAAUGCAUGUCAGCCAGUCCGAUGGUAACUUGUGCCGGUCCUACGCGGUUGACUGAGAGCGAGGAGAUGGUAUUGUGAUGACGGGACGGUACCAACUGACUCACCUUUGCUAAAGUGCGCUUAUGGUGUUUUGCCCUCUAAUCCUGCGCCCAGGAUCCAUACGCAAAAAUUUCUCAUUUUCUUUUUCCCUUUUCUUUUGUUACCCAAAAAUUUUAUCCCACGUUUUUAACGUGGUUCUCCGUCCGCUGUUUCGAAUUCCCAAAUGCUCCACAGGCCACUGGUUGGCUGGCGCAGGAUAAGAGUGGGGACGGACGGUGGAUCUAAAAUACGCAGCAGCCGCGAGUGGAUGGGGUUUUGAUAGGGUACGGUGCCACUGUAUCAUUGUUCGUUGAUAGAUUUUCUACCCUGGAUUGCAUUCAUAGAAUGAUCUGAACCGUUCAUGUUCUCUCUUACUACCAUAAAUCUUUUAUAUGUUUAUAACUUAUGCUGCAUUAUCCAUCUUGACCUUUGAAUACUAGUUUUGAAUAUGAGCCAUUAACUAUUCAUCUACAUAUAAAAUCAUCUAUUCAACAAAGGCUUCUUGAGACAGCCGGUAUAGCAUACAGUUCAGAAAAUGAACGGUUCAAAUCAUUAUUUAGAUGCAAGUCGGUGUGAAAACCUUCCACCGUACUAUAUACUGUGGUAGGGUGGCAACGUACCCUAUCAAAACCGGCGGGGUAACGUACCCUGGUAGUUGAAAACCGUUGGAACCGGUU
Magnolia sinica is the source of this 1824-nucleotide messenger RNA. RefSeq lists its product as uncharacterized. The record is from RefSeq and is a predicted model, not a curated record. The transcript has a single exon. Gene Ontology annotation, biological process: defense response. Bases 1 to 1125 code for a protein of 374 amino acids. Lineage: Eukaryota; Viridiplantae; Streptophyta; Magnoliopsida; Magnoliales; Magnoliaceae.